Xylaria bambusicola is the source of this 1674-nucleotide messenger RNA. RefSeq lists its product as uncharacterized. Bases 38 to 298 code for a protein of 86 amino acids. Lineage: Eukaryota; Fungi; Ascomycota; Sordariomycetes; Xylariales; Xylariaceae. The record is from RefSeq and is a predicted model, not a curated record. The transcript has 2 exons.
AUGCUGCAACCAACCUGCGGGCGGUGUUGUAUACCGCAUGCAUGCAACCUACGCAGUGUGUUUCCCCGGUGUCGCCUCUGUCUCUCUCUACCUUAGACAAGCAGUACUCACCUCCCCGCCUCCACCCCUCAGUCGUCCCAGCCAGUCAAGACAAGGCACCAGUGAAGGCGUUCACGAAUCACUUCGCAACGCCCUGAUCACACACCCCACGGAGUGGACAUGCGCCCACCGUCAUACAGAACCCAGAACCCAAGAUGCCAAGGAGCCCCAUCGUCUCCAACCUACCUCGCCUACCUAGUACGUAAGUAGGUACAGUAAGUUAUCUACAGUACCUAGGCGUCUUUUCUUCGUUAAUCCGCGCUCUCUUCUCUCCCGUUCGCAACACCCCUCCCCUUCCCUCCAUUUCCCAAACUCCCCAUUCCGCCGCAGGCGAUCUCACAUGUACAGCUAUCUAGUCUGCAGCAGCGCGGGGGUAGUGGUUGUCAGGUGGUUCCGGUUUUGGACUUGACUGGUACUACUACCACCUUUCAAGUCUCACUCUCUCACUCACUCACGCACACAUAUACACACACACACAACCUUCCUUCAUUCCCCUUCACUACCAAACCACCUUAAUAAGCCUUGCGGUCUCCCUCUCUCUAGAAAUGUCACGCAACAACUAUCGAUCGGCGCCUUGCGAGCCUAAAUAGUCCGUCUGACUCGACACCACACUCGUAGCAUGGACAAAGACAGAGUCAGACAGUCCAAAUAAGCUUACCCACGGUCUCCGCUGUUUACCGUUUCCGAACUGCCUCGGACUAGUGCGUCUCCCUUUUGGGGAAUCUCGAGGUUAGGUGAAUUCGGCGCACGACCAGGAAGAUCCUGGACUCCGCAAGCCACCGCUAUGAACCAACUCUACAGAAAGACCCUGAUUGCUAGUCAAGUCCUAUACAUUAUUAAUAUCGGCCCUAUACCAGCUAAGUUUCAGGGUUGUUACCGACGACAUAAAACAGGUAACUGGACGGGUAUGGCGUGACCUUUGGUCCUGGUUUACUGAGUAGGUAUGUAUAUCCCAGGCUUCCAGGUGCCUGCCUACCUACUUACUCGCCUUACUGACUUCCAAACACUACUUUCUUGUCUUCCCCACUCAACCUGGAAUCUAGGGAUUGCCUUGCCAUAUGCCAUGCGGAUGAUAUCAGGAUUCCGUCAACGGCUGAAGCAAAAGGACCUUACCGAUUUACCGUAGCGUAGAGCGCGAGAGCGCAUUGAUUUCAUUACCCGUACGUGUGGGUUCAAUCUAACUAGGCGCUACGCUGCGCAGUGUCAGUCAGUAUAUGUAUAACAGUGAUGUUGCAAAGCACUCUAUAAUUACGUUUCAUCCGAGGUUCCAUCUUGUCCUUGUCGUUCUGUUACUGCAAGGGCUGUCCCUGCCAGCUCGCCUAUCUGCUUGAUCUUGAAGCUAUGGAGUCCUAUCUAAACGAUCAUGGGGUUUAAUUAUAAUCAAAGUUACCCCAGGCUCGCUUCUCCAAGCCAAGGUACUCUGAUAGCCGCGGUCCGUCCGAGAGAUAGGCAAUCUCUCUCUCUUUCUCUCUCUGAAUACCGUCCGAGCUAAUUUUGCCCAAAGCCACAAUUCUUGUCGUCGUCUCAUCUAGUCUGUUCUUGUCUUACGCCUACAUGUAAUUACAUGUAAUUAUC